GUUGCCAAAGUAUUCGCAAAUUGAACGGAACUACGAAACGAAAAAAACUUCUUAGAACUACGGCACAUUUAAAUUAAAAUCUUACAACAAUGUUUCUACUGACAGCAGCCAUUAUUUUGGCCACUCUCUUGGUGUUCAAGGGAGUAAAGAUAUUCAAUUAUCUGGAUCACAUGGCUGGGAUUAUGGAAAUGAUACCGGGUCCGACGCCAUAUCCCUUUGUAGGUAAUCUCUUUCAGUUUGGACUAAAGCCAGCUGAAUACCCCAAAAAGAUAUUGCAAUAUUGUCGAAAAUAUGACUUUCAAGGAUUCCGUUCGCUGGUGUUUCUGCAGUAUCACAUGAUACUCAGCGAUCCGGCUGAAAUUCAGAACAUGUUGUCGAGCUCUUCACUGCUAUACAAGGAGCACCUAUAUUCAUUUCUCCGCCCCUGGCUGGGCGAUGGAUUGCUCACCAGCUCCGGUGCCCGUUGGCUAAAGCACCAGAAGCUUUAUAUGCCCGCCUUUGAGAGGUCCGCCAUCGAAGGUUAUUUGCGAGUGGUUCAUCGAACUGGCGAGAGGUUUGUACAAAAGCUCACCCAGCAGGCGGAUACAUUGCAGCCCUUUGAUGCCCAGGAGUUGGUUGCCAAGUGUACCCUGGAUAUUGUGUGCGAGAAUGCAACGGGUAUGACCAGUAACUCGCUAAAUGAUGAGCCCUCAAAUUUACAUAGCGCCAUCAAAGACCUCUGUGAUGUCGUCCAGGAGCGUACAUUCAGCAUUGUGAAGCGAUUCGAUGCACUUUUCCGAUUGACUCCAUAUUAUAUGAAGCAGCGAAGAGCCCUGAAAUUACUCAGGAAUGAGGUGAAGAGGAUUAUUUCGCAACGCAGUCAACAACUAGCUAAGAUCAAGGAGAACCCGAGUGAUAAGGAGUUGACUAAUAAACCCUUCCUCGAUGUUUUGCUAGACGCUAAACUCGAUGGACGUGCUCUGAAAGAGCGAGAGAUUAUCGAAGAGUUAUCUACAUUUAUAUUUGCAGGUCAUGACACGGUAGCCUCUGCGAUCUCCUUCACCAUAUACACUCUUUCUCGCCAUCCACUUAUACAGCAGAAGGUGUUUGAGGAGCAAGUUCGUGUGUUUGGUAAGGAUUUCUCGAACGAAUCCGAUAUAGAACGCCUGCAGAAUAUGCACUACCUGGAACUGGUUAUCCGUGAGACUCUACGCUUGUUUCCAUCGGUGCCGCUGAUAGCGAGAACCAAUCGCAAAUCCAUUGACAUAAAUGGUACUAAGGUGGCAAAGCGCACAACAGUUAUCAUGUGUCUCAUGGCCAUGGGCUAUAACGAACGUUACUUUGAGGAUCCUUGUGUCUUCCGGCCAGAGCGCUUUGAGGGAGCUGACAAAAAUAGCGGAAUCGAAGCCUUUAAGAGUGUUCCGUUUAGCGCUGGACCCAGACAAUGCAUUGCUGAGAAGUACGCUAUGUAUGAAUUGAAAGCGAUUCUCUCGCUACUCGUACGCCAUUUUAAAAUUCUUCCACCUGUGGAUGACCUGCCCCCUGGCAUCAAUGAUCAUUCCCGCGACGAUUGUGUGCCACAAAGCGAAUACGAUCCGGUGUUUAAUAUUCGUGUAACGCUUAAAUCCGAGAAUGGCAUUCAAAUUAGGCUAAAACGACGAUAAUUGAAUGCAUGGAAAUGAGUUUCCCCGAUAUAAACAAAAUUUUUUGCCAUUUCUUUGUUAUUUAUUUGAAUUUGUGAAUAUUAAAGAAUAUAUUUCUAUGUAUAUGUAUUAAGUAAAUGAGAUCUAUAUCCAUACCGAUGACACA
This is a messenger RNA of Drosophila innubila, 1788 nucleotides long. It is a transcript of the gene Cyp4ad1, whose product is annotated as probable cytochrome P450 4ad1. Gene Ontology annotation, molecular function: iron ion binding; oxidoreductase activity, acting on paired donors, with incorporation or reduction of molecular oxygen; monooxygenase activity. Lineage: Eukaryota; Metazoa; Arthropoda; Insecta; Diptera; Drosophilidae. Bases 90 to 1643 code for a protein of 517 amino acids. The record is from RefSeq and is a predicted model, not a curated record. The transcript is spliced from 9 exons.